Armigeres subalbatus is the source of this 605-nucleotide messenger RNA. RefSeq names its product serine-rich adhesin for platelets-like. Lineage: Eukaryota; Metazoa; Arthropoda; Insecta; Diptera; Culicidae. The coding region runs from base 40 to 567 and encodes 175 amino acids. The record is from RefSeq and is a predicted model, not a curated record. The transcript has 2 exons.
GUUUUUAAUCAGUUCCAGGUUUGAAAGGAAACUACCAAUAUGAAGAGCUUGCUGAUUAUCAGUUUCGGUCUGUGCCUUUUGGGUGUAACCAUCGCUCAUCCCUCCUUGCUCUCGAAUCUAACCAGCACUCUUUCCACUCUGGUCAGCAAUGUGCAAAGCCAACUAUCCAGCUUGAUCAGCACAGUCGACACCGCUUUGAGCAAUGCCGCCAGCUCCUCGAGCUCCCUGGCUUCUACUUUGACUGCGAGUCUAACCGACGCCCAAACAGCCAUCCAGAAUGCCCAAUCGGCCUUGAAUACCAUCGUUGCCAACGGUUUGACGUCUGUGGGUUCCAGCCUGACUUCUGACCUGAGUAGCGCUACUAACCAACUAUCGGGCGCGAUUGGCGAUGUGAACGCCAUCGUCAGCCAAAUCGUCGCAGUUGGAGAUGAUGUGUCGAGCGAUUUGAUCUCUGAAUUGAACAACGCUACCGCAAAUCUGACCAGCCUUACAUCGACCGUUGCAACGGAAACUUCUUCGGUGAUUGGCUCGGUCCUGUCUAACAUCAAUGGAUUGCUAUUCGGUUAGGCAUAUAAAAAUGAGUGAAUAAAUAUGCUUGAACAUUU